Loa loa (African eye worm) is the source of this 937-nucleotide messenger RNA. RefSeq names its product GTP-binding nuclear protein RAN/TC4. The record is from RefSeq and is a predicted model, not a curated record. Lineage: Eukaryota; Metazoa; Nematoda; Chromadorea; Rhabditida; Onchocercidae. Gene Ontology annotation, molecular function: GTP binding; GTPase activity. Gene Ontology annotation, biological process: ribosomal subunit export from nucleus; protein import into nucleus. The transcript is spliced from 4 exons. Gene Ontology annotation, cellular component: cytoplasm; nucleus. Bases 27 to 515 code for a protein of 162 amino acids.
ACGUUGCAGUGGUAGCAGCAUAAAUAAUGGCAACUGGUGAUGAUAUCCCGACAUUUAAGCUUGUACUUGUUGGGGAUGGCGGUACGGGCAAGACGACGUUUGUUAAGCGACAUCUUACAGGAGAAUUUGAGAAAAAAUACGUUGCAACAUUGGGUGUUGAGGUUCAUCCACUGAUAUUUCACACAAACAGAGGUCAGAUUCGAUUCAAUGUUUGGGACACAGCUGGGCAAGAAAAGUUUGGCGGAUUGCGAGAUGGUUAUUAUAUACAAGGUCAGUGUGCCAUCAUUAUGUUCGAUGUAACAGCACGUGUUACUUACAAAAAUGUUCCAAACUGGCAUCGUGAUUUAGUGCGCGUUUGUGAAAAUAUUCCGAUAGUUUUAUGUGGGAAUAAGGUAGAUGUCAAGGACAGAAAAGUUAAGGCUAAAACGAUCACAUUCCAUCGAAAAAGAAUCUUCAGUAUUAUGAUAUCUCAGCGAAGAGCAAUUAUAAUUUCGAAAAACCUUUCCUCUGGUUAGCCCGAAAAUUGUUAGGCGACCCAAAUCUAGAAUUUGUUGCAAUGCCUGCACUUGCUCCACCUGAAGUACAGAUGGAUCCAACAAUGGUUGCACAGUACGAACAAGAAAUUGCUGCUGCCGCGAACGCUGAACUUCCAGAUGACGACGAAGAUCUCUAAUGGAUUGACUGUUGCAAAGGUUCUAGCACAGAAACCAAAAAUAUUUUGGAGAAAAUGCACCAUUAUCAUAUUACUGUUAUUGCCGUGCUUUUUAUGUCAUUUAUUGAUUGGUUGUUUUUGUGUUUGUUUAUUCUGAUCUAUUUUUUCCUGAAUUUACAUAAAUUUGAUACAUCAGCGACAAAACUUUGUCAUUUAUCCAUUGGAACAUCAACGGUGAUGAUAUUGCUGCAUAAAAUCGACGAUCCUUGAGCUCUAAAUAAACGG